GUUGGCAGCCGGCGGCUCACGGCGAAAGGCUUUCCUCUCUCUUUUCUCGGCGCUUUGGACAGUGGAAUUAUGAGCAGAGCUGAACCAGCCUCUAUCACGCAGCUGUCUUGAAUCUGUUUCUGUUUCACACCGAGAGAAAUUGAACACACUAUGGAGAUUGGAGUCCGCAUCCUCUUGGCUUUCCUCGUCCCUCAGGUCGCCUGUGUGGGUGGCCAAAAGGAGGGAGGCCGUGAGGACUGUGUACCUGGCUUCCAGGUCAAACACUACCAGGUGGCGUACAGUGGACCAUUCCAGAAAGGCCAAACAAUUCUACAAGUUGAGUUUGAUGACUGUGCGGGGAACAAGGAUGUGGAGUUUAAGGUGUCGGACCCCAGCUUUGUCGUGGAUAGAAAUCUGAAUCUGGUUCCUCAACGAGAAGUCCUUCUCAGCAGGCCGGUCUUGGUUAUCCACGGCUUCAGUGCACAUGCAGAUGACAUGGCACAGGUGGAAGUCACUGGACUGCCAGGUCACCCGCCUCGCACUCUCAGGGGUAUCCUGAGUGUCGGCCAGAAGCUGCCACACAGAUCUAAGAGAUCCCUGCUGGUCCCUCCUGUGAUCAUAACUGAGAACCAGAGAGCUCCGUUCCCCAAGGUCAUCGGCAGGUCUCAUGUGAUUUCAGUAGAGAAGCCAGGUAACCAUAUCUUCAAGCUGACAGGCCCAGGUGCUGACCAGGAUCCCAAAGGUCUCUUCACCAUCGACAUACAAACGGGAGACGUGUCAGUCAGCCGCUCACUAGACCGGGAGGACAUGGACUCCUACCAGCUGGAAGUGUCGACCACAGACUUUGACGGAAACCUUGUUGAAGGACCGGCCUUACUCAUGAUCACUGUCAUCGACCAAAAUGACAACCGGCCCAUUUUCAAAGAGACGCGUUACACGGGAGAAGUCCUGGAGGGAUCUCCGUACGGAACCACAGUGAUGACGAUGACAGCGUCUGACGCAGACGACCCGGCCACAGACAACGCCGCAUUACGCUACAGCAUCGUAAGGCAGUCACCAGACAAGCCGUCCCCCAACAUGUUUUACAUCGAUGAGGAGAGGGGUGACAUUGUGACACAUAUCUCCCCUACAUCACUAGACAGAGAGACACUACCAACCACAACAUAUGAGUUAGAGAUUGUGGCUAAGGACAUGUCAGGAAGAGAGGUGGGCCUGACGGGAACAGCCACAGCGACUAUAACCAUCACUGACAAGAACGACCAUGCUCCUGAGUUCACACACCCGCUGUUUGAGGCGUACGUGUUUGAGGGCUCGACGGGUGUAGUGGUCAACCUGACAGUAGACGACAGAGAUGACCCAGCCACCGGGGCGUGGAGGGCGACCUACUCCAUCAUAAGCGGAGAUUCCACUCAGAGCUUUGAGAUCCAAACUAACCCAGACAACAACGAAGGGAUGCUCUCUGUAGUCAAGCCUUUGGACUACGAGGCCACAGCUUUCCACUCACUACUCAUCAAAGUAGAAAAUGAGGAUCCUCUGGUUCCAGAUGUCGGCUACAGCCUCAGCUCAACAGCCACAGUCCACGUCACAGUCCAGGAUAUAAAUGAGGGUCCCGUCUUCUUCCCGGACCCCCUUGUAGUCACCAGGAUGGAAAACAUCCCUGUGGGCAGCUUUGUGGCUUCACUCAAUGCUACAGAUCCGGAUAUAUUACAGAUACAGAGCGUCAGGUAUGCUGUUCUGCGAGACCCAGCAGGCUGGCUGAGUGUGAACCCCGUCAAAGGAACUGUCAACACUUCGGCCUCGCUGGACCGCGAGUCUCCGUAUGUCCAUGACAACAAAUACACAGCUCACUUCAUCGCCACAGACAACGGCUUCCCUCCAGCCACAGGCACCGGCACGUUGAUUAUUUACCUGGAGGACUUCAAUGACAACGCUCCCUAUGUGGUUCCAUCGGUAGCACGAGUGUGCGAAGAUGCCCAUGACAUGAAUGUGGCCAUAGUUGGAGGAUGGGACAAAGACCUCCCACCCAACGCUGCACCCUUUAAGAUUGAGCUUGGAAAACAGCCCGGCCUUGAUAAAACAUGGAGGGUUACCAGGGUCAACUCCACACACUCGCAGAUCAUGCUUUUGCACAGUCUGAAGAAAGCCAACUACCAGCUCCCGCUGCUCAUCACUGACUCAGGAGUGCCCCCUCUGUCCAACAACACAGAAGUCAAAGUUCAGGUGUGCGUCUGUAAGAAGAACAAGAUGCUCUGCAGCUCCGCCCACUCCCACCGCGCCAGCCUUCGGGUGCUGCUGGCGACACUCCUGCUGCUCGUCCCACUCUGCCUGUAGAUCCUGCUGAAACCUCUCGUAGUCCUUUUUUGCAACACUGAAAAGCAACGACUUAUCUCCCCCACGCAACCCAGGCUAAGGAGAGAGGAAGACGACGAAAAAGAAGAUGAAGAAGAAGCUUUCUCCCUCCAACAAAUCAAUUGAGAAAAUAGAACACAAAAUCCCCACAGGAAUAACUGCUGUACAGAACCACUCUGCAAUAUUUUUUGUUUCCUCCUCCUGGCACUCUCGUCUCCUUCUCUUCAUCUUCACUCUCCUUGUUGCGUCUGUCCUUCCCAAUUCAGGUCAUCUUAUCUCUUCAUGUUCUGCUCACUGUAUUUAAUUAUAAGUGACACAUUUCUCUUUUUCCCUGUCGUUUUUGCUCUCUCUUCGCCAUCGAUUGUUCCAUUUCUUUUUAUGUUUUGCUCCAUUUUUGCAUCACACUGGCAGACAAACAUAGCAGCAUUCAUGGCAACAUUGUAUGAGAUACUUGAAACAACGUCUAUUGAUAUUGUAAGAAAACAAAAGCUAUAAAUCGACUCCACCUUAAACCUCAUAAUAAUUCCCUUGCAUCACAUAAAAUCCUCCCUCUUGAUUCUUUUUCAUCCCAUAGCUACCUCUAUUGGAUUUCUCUCUCCCCCCCACUCCGUCCUAACAUUCUUCACCCUGUCCAUGCAUACAAUCGCCCACCGCUCUCCCCCCGCCUCCCCCCGUCCAUCUAUCGAUGCCUCUCCGUCUCUGGGUGGGCCGGGAACACUGCGAAGGCUGAGCUGCUGUCCUGGUCGGGGAGCAUUGACUUUUUUGAUGUGUUCCUUUCUUUCCUCGUCACAGACUGUGUUUGUUUCCCUCCGUCAGCAGAGUGAACAGAGCGUGUUUCUUUGUCUGCAGUGGUCGUGGUCUUUUAGGACAAGGUGGUAGCCAUAAGCCUUCAAAGCCAGAAACUCUCUGGAGUCCUUUCUUCGAUUUGCUUCUGUUUUAUUGCGUUAGUUGUCAUGGAGUGGAAAACAGUAUAUCUUUAUAGUAACGGUGUAAACCUUAAAAAAAAAAAAAGUAUUAUAUAAAUAUUUUAUUUUUUACCAGUGUAUAAAUAUACAGUAUUGAUUAACUUAUGUACUUUGAUUGCAAGUUUUUUGGUCACACACUCAAAGAGUAAAUAAAAAAGGGGGAACUGUUUUUCUUUUUUUGUGAAUUUUAGGACUUCUUUCUUAUGCUAUCGAUGUGUUGACUUUUACUGUAACAUCUUUUUAUGUUGAUUUUUUUUUUUUUUUUUUUUUUUUUAAUUCUGGUUAUGAAAGCUGUGAUUAAUUCCAGAACAGAGGUCUUGCUUUUGGUAACGUCCAUGUCUUGCCCCGAUAUUGUUCUCUCUCUCUCUCUCCAUCCUCGUCCAUUUCUAGUCACAAAGAAGAUGUGUCAGAAGAUAAAGAAGGCUGUGGUGUUGGUGGAUAGUUUUGCUUUUUACUCGUGCUCAUUAAAAGAAGGUAGCCUGUGUGGGUUCAUGUGAAAGACCACCUUAAAGAAAAAGAUGACAUUUUGAAUGAGUU
This is a messenger RNA of Cheilinus undulatus (humphead wrasse), 3830 nucleotides long. RefSeq names its product cadherin 13, H-cadherin (heart) (gene cdh13). Gene Ontology annotation, biological process: homophilic cell-cell adhesion; calcium-dependent cell-cell adhesion; cell-cell junction assembly. The coding region runs from base 151 to 2310 and encodes 719 amino acids. Gene Ontology annotation, molecular function: cadherin binding; calcium ion binding. The record is from RefSeq and is a predicted model, not a curated record. The transcript is spliced from 15 exons. NCBI's taxonomy places the organism in Eukaryota, Metazoa, Chordata, Actinopteri, Labriformes, Labridae. Gene Ontology annotation, cellular component: plasma membrane; catenin complex; adherens junction.